Loa loa (African eye worm) is the source of this 759-nucleotide messenger RNA. RefSeq names its product zinc finger protein. NCBI's taxonomy places the organism in Eukaryota, Metazoa, Nematoda, Chromadorea, Rhabditida, Onchocercidae. Gene Ontology annotation, biological process: regulation of transcription by RNA polymerase II. The record is from RefSeq and is a predicted model, not a curated record. The annotation marks the transcript as partial. Gene Ontology annotation, molecular function: RNA polymerase II cis-regulatory region sequence-specific DNA binding; DNA-binding transcription factor activity. The transcript has a single exon.
GAGCCACAAAUAGAACCGUUGGAUUUGUCAAUAUCAAGAAUGAUUGAGGACCGGAUUGGACCAUUAGAUCUGUCAGCGCCAGAAGUGAGUACGGGAGAAAUAGAAUUAAGCAAAACUGAUCAGUAUGACACAAAGACAUUGAACUUACCAAUUCAAGAGGCCAGUAGGGAAAAAACAAGUGUAAGAACAAAACCGAAGAGAUCAUGGCUCGAGUCGUAUCAAAAGGAAACAUCUAGACUGGAAGAACAUACGAAUCAGGAUGACGCAAAGUCAUUGAACCUUCCAAUUCAAAAAGCCAGUGAGAAACAGACAAGGAUAGGAAGAAAGAGGAAGAUAUCAAGAGAAAAUACGACUCACACAAGUGAGAAGGGGUUCAAAUGCAAAAUAUCCCAGAAAGAUUUCGCUGCUCCAUCGAGUCUGCGCACACAUAUGGAGCCUCACACAGGUAAGAAGCCGAUCGAAUGCAAAAUAUGCGGGAAAACUUCCACCACGACAUCGAAUUUGCGUCAACAUAUGAGGAUUCAUAACGAUGAGAAGCCGUUCUCUUGUUCGGAAUGCAAUAUGAGUUUCACCCAGUCAGCGACUCUGCAUAAUCAUAUGACGAUUCAUACCGCUAAAAAACCGCACGCUUGUCCUGUGUGUUGUAGAAAUAUCUCUCAAUCACGUAGUAUGAGAAGGCACAUGAGAAUUCAUGAUAAGCCCAGAUUCAACUCCACUACAUGCGAUAAAUCUUUCCCGUGGAAAUUCCCUUUGAAAUAA